This is a messenger RNA of Candidozyma pseudohaemuli, 2871 nucleotides long. RefSeq names its product pheromone-regulated protein. Gene Ontology annotation, molecular function: transmembrane transporter activity. Bases 1 to 2871 code for a protein of 956 amino acids. The record is from RefSeq and is a predicted model, not a curated record. Gene Ontology annotation, biological process: transmembrane transport. NCBI's taxonomy places the organism in Eukaryota, Fungi, Ascomycota, Pichiomycetes, Serinales, Metschnikowiaceae. The transcript has a single exon.
AUGUCCCGUCCACUGACCCUGUCGUCGGAAGACGAGUCCCAGUUUCAGCACAACUUUAACGUGCCUGCGGUGAAUUUGGCGGCGCUCCGCAAACAGAACAAAAAGCAAAAUGCCAAAACCAACUUGGUCAAGGCAAAGAAGAAGAUCACUGGAAACGCCAAUAAGGUCAAGUACCUGGGCGAGGACACCCCGUACAACAGAAACACCGUCAUGAGCACCUCCUCCCAGAACGCCAUGGACCUGUCGCUGUCGGACCUGGACCUGGUGCUGAUGUCCUCUUUGGCCAAGGCUCGCCAGGAGGAAGGUGCCCUGGAUCUUCCUAAUUUCGCCUUCAACAUGCCCCAGCACAGACAGAAUGACGAUAGCUCUGACGACGAUGAGAGUGAGGAUGAUGGCGACAACAACGCCAUGCCCUUGGAAAUCGCUGAUUCCUCCGAUGACGAAAAUGACGAGAACCCUCAGCAGUACAGAACCCACGGUGCCUCGCUGAACAGCUCACGCAAGAGCCACUCCCGUUCCGGGUCCCAGGAGGUCGACAUUGCCGACGUCCGCAGAACCUCCACCCACACGUCCCGAAACUCCAAAAAGAGCAGCUCCAUCAGGAACAUCUUCCGCAGACAACUGUUGCUAGACGAGGCCGAUAGCGCCGAUGCUCCUUCCAGAUCCGACACGUUCAUUGGACGCGUCCUAAAUAUGGGCGGUGGCGGUCUCAGUGGCGGUGGUUUGGCGCCUGGUGCCACCAAGGCUGGCGAAGACAGAGAUGUCGAUGCUGAAGAGGCCGUGGGCGGUGAAGGCGAGGACCACGCCAUUGAAAUGCAGAAUUUGAACUAUGCCGAGCUCAACGAGGCCGCUAAGGACUUGAUUGACAUCCAUGCCCCUGAGCUCAAGCAGCUGCAGCGCAUGAACAAGGUGGCUUUCCAAGAACCGGACGAAAAAGCUGACCUCACCGACGUGGAUCUUCAGGAAGGCUCCUCCUUGGACCACGAAAAGGAAGAAAAGGCCAAAGGUCACAGAAGACAAGCUACCAUCGACUCGGCCGAAAAUCCUUUCUACCAGCCUAACCCCGACUUGCUCAGAGCCGACCUUGAUGACGAUUUACAGGAUGACGAUCUUCUUCUAGCUGAGGGCGGUGGCGAUGACUACAUUGCUCCACCCAAGCAGGUGCAUGCUGGUGUGCUUUCAUCGCUUUUGAAGUUGUACCAGAACCCAGGCGCCAGCAAAUCGACACUUUCGUUUAACUCAUCCUCCAACACGAUGAUUGCUGAUGAACAAUUCGAAGACGGGGGCUACGGUUCCAAGAACGUCAGUCAGCAUGAUUUCACACAGCUCAAAAACAACAUCAAGCUGGGCCCCAAGAGAUUGGCUAACAAGUUCAAGAAGAAGUCGGAUCUGCAAAAGGGUGGCCGUGACUCCGACGAGGAAGACGAGGACGAAGAUGCCGCCAAGUUGCCAUCUUUCCAAAACGCCCGUCCUAAGGCACCCAAGAACCCUAGCACGAACCGUCUUGGAAAGAAGUUAAAGAAAAACAAGGACCAGAAGUUGCGUAUUACGGUCCACAUUGCAGACAUUUUGCAGAGACAGCGUUUCAUCAUCAGAAUGUGUCGUGCUCUCAUGAUGUAUGGUGCCCCUACUCAUAGAUUGGAGGAGUAUAUGGUUAUGACCAGUCGAGUGCUCGAAAUCGACGGUCAAUUCGUCUACUUCCCAGGUACCAUGCUUAUUGCAUUUGGUGACGCAGCCACCAGAACUUCCGAGGUGCAUUUGGUCAGAUGUGCCCAGGGUCUUAAUUUGUCCAAGCUUUCGGACACUCACAAGAUCUACAAAGACGUUAUUCAUGACUUGACCAGUGUCGAGGAAGCCACGAAGAAGCUCGAAGAUUUGUUGAGAAGAAGGAACCAGUACCCUCCAUGGAUGUCCGUGUUCCUUUAUGCCUUGGGUUCAGCAUGCGUUUGUACGUUCGGUUUCGGUGGAGGUUGGCUCGAUGUGCCCAUCUCAUUUGGUGUUGGCUCCAUCGUGGGCUACUUGCAAUUCUUUGUUUCUUCCAAGUCACAUUUGUACUCCUCGGUUUUUGAGGUUACAUCUUCUAUCGUUGUUUCCUUCGUUGCUCGUGGUAUCGGAUCUGCUAAUAGUGGUAACACUUUCUGCUUUGGUGCCAUUGCACAAGGGUCACUAGCGUUGAUUUUGCCGGGUUACAUUAUUUUGUGUGGCUCGUUAGAAUUGCAAUCCAAGAAUAUCGUUGCUGGUUCGGUCAGAAUGUUCUAUGCAAUUAUAUACUCGCUAUUUUUGGGUUUCGGUAUUACACUUGGUGCUGCGUUGUACGGUUGGGUCGAUCUGAAUGCCACAGAUCAGGCGCAGUGUUCCACAGAUCAUGAGAUCGACCAUAAAUGGAGAAUCUUGUUCGUGCCGCUUUUUACCACUUGUCUUGGUUUGAUCAACCAGGCUCGUUUCAGACAAUUGCCGGUGAUGCUUUUCAUCUCCUGUACCGCUUAUGUCGGUACGUACUUUGCGGGUAAGCAUUUCCAGAACGUUACGGAGUUCACUGCAGCCAUCGGUUCCUUCAUUAUCGGUAUUCUUGGUAACAUGUACUCUCGUGUCGGACGAGGAAUGGCGGUGAGUGCUAUGCUUCCAGCUAUCUUCGUGCAAGUGCCAUCUGGUAUCGCAUCCAAGAGUACGUUGUUGGCUGGUGUUGACACGGCCAAUCGUAUCACCAAUUCGAGCCGAAGUUCUGUUGGUGAUACAGAGACGACUUCUUCGUCGUUGAGUUUCGGUGCCACCAUGGUGGAGGUGUCGAUUGGUAUUUCUGUGGGUUUAUUCGCUGCCGCCUUGGUGGUGUACCCAUUUGGCAAGCGGAGAACUUCUCUCUUCACGCUUUAG